Molecule: messenger RNA, 2123 nt
Organism: Oncorhynchus tshawytscha (Chinook salmon)
Lineage: Eukaryota; Metazoa; Chordata; Actinopteri; Salmoniformes; Salmonidae
Product: rabphilin-3A-like
Exons: 11
Coding region: 1-1323 (440 amino acids)
Cellular component (GO): membrane
Source: RefSeq, a predicted model, not a curated record
AUGUCAUCUUCCUCUCUCUGUCACGUCUCAGAGCCCACUGAUGAGCCCCCAUACUCCAGUUCGGAGCAACAGGACCCAGAGGGCAAUAGCUCUGCUCAGACACUAGAGGGUGUUGCUGAGGCCCAGAUUAGCCCUGCCGUGGUGGAGGAGGUGGUGAAGAUGGAAAGACAGUUAGGCUCCAGACCUCCCACAGCCAGGGGAAGAGAGAACCCUCCAGCUCCGGCUGACACAGUCACAGCACAGGCCCCUGCACCACAGAAGAGCAGAUGCCCACAGCAGAGAGAGGAGAGAGCGCCAUCUCUAGUCAGGGAGGAGAAACCCACUCCUGCCCCCAAACCCAGCAUGGCACCACGCACAGGCCCCGCUCCCAACGAAGACAAUGACAACGAAUACGACUCUGAUGAAUCCACCACGCUGGGGUUGCUGGAGUUCAUUCUGCAUUAUGAACAGGGGAACAACACGCUGCACUGCAACAUAGUCAAAGCCAAGGGCCUAAAGCCGAUGGACUCUAACGGACUAGCAGACCCCUACGUCAAGCUGCACCUCUUACCUGGAGCCAGUAAGUCUAACAAGCUGCGUACUAAGACCCUGAAGGGCACUCUGAACCCAGUGUGGAAUGAGACUCUAGUGUACCAUGGUAUCACUGAUGACGACAUGCAGCGCAAAACACUACGGCUGUCGGUGAGUGAUAUGGACAAGUUUGGACACAAUGAGUUCAUAGGAGAGACGCGUGUUGCUCUGAAGAAACUCAAAGCCAACCAGAUGAAGAACUACAGCGUCUGUCUUGAGAGGGUGGUCCAGGUGAAGAAGGCAGGCACAGGAGGUUCAGCCCGGGGCAUGGCUCUCUACGAGGAGGAGGUAAAGGAGGAUGAAGCAGAGGAGAGGGGUCGUAUCCUGGUCUCUUUAACCUACAGCACCCAGCAGGGUUGUCUGAUAGUGGGAGUGGUGCGCUGUGCUCACCUGGCAGCUAUGGACUCUAAUGGAUACUCAGACCCUUUCGUCAAGAUCUGCCUGAAACCAGACAUGGGGAAGAAAGCCAAGAACAAGACACAGAUCAAGAAGAAGACCCUCAACCCAGAGUUCAAUGAGGAGUUCAGCUAUGAGAUCAAACAUGGUGAGCUGGCCAAGAAGAUCCUAGACAUCUCCGUUUGGGACUAUGACAUGGGAACAUCCAACGAUUUCAUUGGUGGAUGCCAGCUGGGCAUCACAGCCAAGGGGGAGUGUCUGAAGCACUGGUACGAAUGUCUCAAGAACAAAGACAAGAAGAUCGAGCGCUGGCACGUCCUCCUAAAUGACAACACCGUCAAAGACACAGACGACUGAGAGACGACCUCGUCCUCCUCCUCCUCCCUUGUCUUCUUCUUCCUCCCAUUUCCUCUUCCUCCUCCCUCCUAAAUAGCGUUUUCUAAUUUCCUCUUAAAUAUAAUAUUUUGUCUUCCAAACAUCCAAUUGUUUUUAAAUGUAUUUAAAUUGUAAAGUAUUUUUGUCUAAUGUUGUUUCGUUAUGUGCCGGAACCCAGGAAGACAAGCUGUCUCCAUUGGCGUUGGCAAAUGGGAUCCUAAUAAAAUCACAAAUCAUAAUCUAGGUCUUCCUACUUUCAGUAAUGUGAACCUGAAUUAGCAGCACUUUUUACAACUUCAUUCUUCUUGUGCAGACCGACUUCUUAUUGGAUUCAUGUACUUAUCAACACAGUGUUUCCAGUGAAACAAAAAGAAACUGCAACAGAAUAUGUCCCGUAUUUCAUGCAUGCUUUACUGCUUCUGGGGGAAAGUGAUCUCUUUCACUUAUCUCUAAAACCUGGAAACCGGAUUUCAAUGAACAGGGUGCUAAAGUAUGUUGUUAAACAAUGCGUUGUUACACCAUCCUUACCUAUCUCAGUCUCAACACAAGGAAUUCCCCUCUCUUACCAUAGACAUGAUAUAGAUUACAUCAUAUAGAUUGCAUCAUUGUCUCUGACCCCCACCCUGGAUUUUGCUGUACAAUGUUAUGAUGUGGUCGUAAUCCGUGUUCUAUACUUCAAUACUGUGAUGUUAUGACACAGUCAUACAGCUGUAGGAUCUUAAUUGUAUCACUCUUUUGUUGCUGAGAAUUAUCCUGCUAUGCAGUAGUGUAUUUGAGUUUUA